Molecule: messenger RNA, 3967 nt
Organism: Lepisosteus oculatus (spotted gar)
Lineage: Eukaryota; Metazoa; Chordata; Actinopteri; Semionotiformes; Lepisosteidae
Gene: xpot
Product: exportin, tRNA (nuclear export receptor for tRNAs)
Biological process (GO): intracellular protein transport; tRNA re-export from nucleus
Cellular component (GO): nuclear pore; nuclear matrix; cytoplasm
Molecular function (GO): small GTPase binding; tRNA binding
Source: RefSeq, a predicted model, not a curated record
UCGUGACCCAGAGCAAGGUUUGCGUCUCUGAUUUCCGUCCGCAUUGAGCCGACACGCAGCACAAAACCAUUCAACGCCGUUCACAGUGCUCACCGUGUAAAGCCCAGAUUGUUACGGAUUCAGCUUGCUUGGAGUCAAUAAAAAGGGACGAUGAAAUAAAACCAUCAGAAAGAUGUGUGUGUCCCACAUGCGGGGAGAAGGGAGCAAACCUAAAGUGGAAAAUAGGUACCCAGUAGAUCUGUCGCUAUAAUGGAUGAGCAAGCUCUUUUGGGGCUGAACGCAAAUGCAGAUGCCAGCUAUAGACAGAGGGCCUCGGCUUAUUUUGAACAGCUGAAACAGUCUCAAGAUGCUUGGCAGGUGUGUGCCGAGGCCUUAGCCAAAGGGAUUUACAGCGAUGACCACGUGAAGUUCUUCUGUUUUCAAGUGCUGGAACAUCAGAUCAAGUUCAGAUAUGCUGUCCUUAGCGCUGCACAGCAUCAGCUUAUUAGAGAAACCCUAGUGAAAUGGCUACAGUCCCAGCUCAUAAACGCCCAGCCUGAAAAGGUCUUCAUCCGCAACAAGGCCGCCCAGGUGUUUGCCCUGAUGUUUGUGACGGAGUAUCUCACCAAGUGGCCCAAGUUCUUCUUUGACAUCCUCACGGUUGUGGGCCUGAACCCUCGGGGGCUGGACUUGUACCUGAGGAUGCUAAUGGCGAUCGACGAGGAAGUAGUGGACAGAGAUAUUGCUCAUACUCCCGAGGAGACCCGCAGAAACACUCUUAUUAAAGACACCAUGAGGGAGCAGUGCAUUCCCAACCUGGUGGAGUCAUGGUUCCAGAUCCUGCAGACAUAUCAGCACACUAACUCUGAGCUGACCUGCCAGUGCCUGGAAGUAGUUGGUGCUUACGUUUCAUGGAUAGACCUCAGCCUCAUUGCCAAUGACAGGUUUGUGAACAUGCUGCUGGGCCAUAUGUCAGUGGAGGUGCUUCGAGAGGAGGCCUGCGACUGUCUGUUUGAGAUAGUCAAUAAGGGCAUGGACCCUGUUGACAAGACCAAGCUGGUGGAAUCUCUCUGUCAAGUUCUUCAGUCAGCUGGCUUCUUCAAUAUUGAACAAGAGGAAGACGUGGACUUUUUGGCCAAAUUCUCCAAACUGGUCAAUGGAAUGGGGCAGUCACUUAUUGUUAGCUGGACGAAGCUUGUGAAAACCGGAGACAUAAAGAACGCCCAGGACACCCUCCAAGCCUUGGAGGCCAAGUUUCCCCUGAUGCUGCAGUUACUCAUUCACGAAGACGAUGACAUCUCCUCCAACAUUGUGGGUUUCUGUUACGACUACCUGCACAUUUUGAAACAGCUACCACUUCUGACAGACCAGCAGAAAGCCAGUGUUGAGGCUAUCAUGCUUGCUGUCAUGAAGAAACUGACCUAUGAUGAUGAAUAUAAUUUUGAAAAUGAGGGGGAAGACGAGGCAAUGUUUGUGGAGUACAGGAAGCAGCUGAAACUGCUGCUGGACAGACUGGCCCAGGUGUCGCCUGAGCUGCUUCUCGAGGCUGUCCGGCGAGUCUUCAACACUACGAUGCAGAGCUGGCAAGGCACCCCUUUCAUGGAAGUGGAGGUGGCCAUACGGCUGCUGUAUAUGUUGGGGGAGGCCCUGCCUGCCUCCCAUGGUGCACACUUCUCCGGCGACGUUGCGAAAGCCAGUGCAUUGCAGGACAUGAUGAGAACGCUUGUCACGUGUGGAGUAAGUGAAUACCAGCACACUUCUGUGACGCUGGAAUUCUUCGAAACGGUGGUGCGCUAUGACAAGUUUUUCACCGUGGAACCCCAGCACAUUCCAAACGUAUUGAUGGCGUUUUUAGACCAUCGAGGCUUGAGGCACAGCAGCCCCAAAGUGAGAAGCAGGGUGUCCUAUCUCUUCUCCAGAUAUGUGAAGUCUCUGAACAAGCAUAUGAAUGCCUUUAUUGAGGACAUCUUAAAUAGGAUGCAAGACCUCUUGGAACUCUCUCCCCCUGAGAAUGGCUUCCAGGCAUUACUGACCAGCGAUGACCAGCUGUUCAUCUUUGAGGCAGCAGGGGUGCUGAUUGUGAACAGCGAAUACCCAGCUGAGCGCAAGCAGGUGUUGAUGAAGAACCUGUUGACCCCACUGAUGGAGAAAUUCAAAAUCCUGCUGGAGAAGCUGCUGAUGGAGCAAGAGAAUGAGGAGAGGCAAGCAGCCCUGGCAGACUGUUUGAACCACGCAGUGGGUUUUGCCAGCCGGACCAGCAAGGCCUUCAGCAACAAGCAGACGGUGAAGCAGUGUGGCUGCUCGGAGGUGUACCGCGAGUGUCUGCAGACCUUCGUGCCGGUGCUCAGCUGCCCCGUGCAGAAAGAGGUGCUGCGCGGCGGGGUCCGCACCUUCCUGCACAGGAUGAUCAUCUGCCUGGAGGAGGAGGUGCUGCCUUUCAUCCCCACGGCCUCCGAGCACAUGCUCAAAGACUGCGAGGCCAAGGACCUCCAGGAGUUCAUCCCGCUCAUCAACCAGAUCACCGCCAAGUUCAAGGCGCAGGUUUCCCCGUUCCUGCAGCAGGUGUUCAUGCCCCUCGUCCAGGCGAUAUUCGAGGUGCUGGCUCGGCCGGCCGAGGAGAACGACCAGACGGCCGCUAUGGAGAAGCAGAUGCUGAGGAGGAGCUACUUCGCCUUCAUACAGACGAUUGCCAGCUGCGGGAUGAACGAGGUCAUGGGGAACCAGGGAGCUGAAAACAUCGAGCGCGUCCUGUUCACCAUCAUUCAAGGAGCAGUGGACUUCCCGGACCCCGUUGCGCAGAAAACCUGCUUCGUCAUCUUGUCGAAGCUGGUGGAGCUUUGGGGAGGGAAGGAUGGGUUGGUGGGAUUCGUGGAUUUCAUCUACAAGCACAUUGUUCCUGCGUGCUUCCUGGCACCGAUGAAGCCAACCUUCGAUCUGUCCGACGCGCAAACCGUUUUGGCUUUGUCAGAAUGUGCUUUGACACUGAAAAUGAUUCAUCUCAAAAGGGGACCAGAAUUUAUUCAGUAUCUACAGCAAGAAUAUCUCCCUUCACUACAAGUAGCCCCUGAGAUCAUACAGGAAUUUUGUCAAGUGCUUCAACAGACUGAUUCGAAAGUGUUUAAGAAUUAUGUAAAGGUGUUCUUUCAACGGGCCAGACUUUAAAGUGGAGGCUUACAGAGUGAGACCCAGAGAAUCGCUGAAGGGAGGGAAAGAAUGGGUUAACGGUGCCAUGUUAAAAACCGGAGUCUUAGCAUAGGAGCUGCUUCUGCACUUAACCGUUUGCAUAAUUAAACCCAGCCUUUCUGUCUGAAGUGGAACCGGUGCAGACAAGGCAAGACUGCACUGGGCAGGCUGCUGUCCCUUAUAGGCCGAGGCCUGCUUGACCCCCCCGCUGUCACAGCAACAGAGUCGACAGGCCUGGUAUUAAAUUCCAUUUACCUCAUGAGAAUGGAACUGUAAAAACUAUUAACGAUACUAAAAGAAGAAAAAACAUCCAAUGGUUAAGUCAAGUAACUUAAUCCAAAUCAAAGCAUAUACAUAUAAAAAGAACAUUUGAACAUUUAAAGGUUCAUUUUAUGUUUAAGACUGAUGAAUAUUAAAUGAAAUUAAUAGAUUGGCUUAAGCUAAGACUUUAGACCUCUUGAAAUUGUUUUGCAGGCGUGUACAUUAUAAGGGAAGGAGAAAGAGGUCUACUUUAUUUUUUUUAUAAGAUAACUUGAUUUUAUGUACUGAAAUGGACACUUUUUGUUAAAGAGUUUAGUAAUGAUAAAUUAAGCUAUAACUGCUUAUAGCUGUGGCUUAUUGUGUGUUGCCUUACAUGUGUAACUGUUGUGUUGUCCGCCCAGUAACGUGCAUGUCCUGAUCACAGUGCAUAUUGUCAGGUGACACUGAGAAAUGAACUUAUCCUUUUCUGAAACCUUAGGUAAUUACUGGUAAAUUAUCUGAAUUUAUUUUGGCUGAAUAAACCAAUAGAGACUUGUCUGUGGCA